ACCCCAACGAGCAAGCAUAUAGACGAGCGAGAAGAGGGGAUUGUGUGACGAAGACGAUCGACGACAUCAACAACGGAGAGGUAGCCACAGCAUCCCAGAUACCACGCAGCCCUCCACCUCGAUGGCAGUCAUGCAGCGACACGCCAUUGAACUCCUCUUGUCCUUCGUCCUGGCUGCCGCCGUAGCAUGCGCAGCAAAGAUACCGCCGCCACAGGCUACGCUGGACGUUGGCACCAUCCUCACGGGCACGGCUGACACGGGCAACAACAUCGCCCGCUGGCAGGGCGUACGCUACGCUCAACCUCCUGUGGGCAAGCUGCGCUUCGCACCACCCCAACCAAUCGACAAAGCGACGCAGAACUCGGGAGUCGCCCCGUCGAAGAAGACGCCCCAAGCACAUGGCGGGGCUGGCAAACACCACGAUAAUGCUGCGCUUUCUUUGCGGCCCAUGCCUUUCUUCACCGACUCGUGGCAUUACGCUCGCGGAUUCAUCAACGGCACGCGGCCCCUUCGCAAACGCGCUGCCUCCACGAUCGCAGCUACCAAGCCUGGCCCCAAAUGCGCUCAAUCGGGGGACAUCGACGAACAGAGUGAGGACUGCCUCUAUGCAAAUGUUUACCGGCCGCUAGAUGCGCCGAACAAUGCAUCUCUUCCCGUUAUCCUCUUCAUUCAUGGUGGAGCUUUCCAAACUGGAUCGGGGUCAGACUACGACCCCACGCUGUUUAUGAAGGGGGCAGUCAAGCAGAGCUUGCCCGUCGUGUUCGUCACGUUCAAUUACAGGUUGAACGGAUUUGGCUUUUUUGCUUCGAGCGAUCUCGCGACACUAGCGGGGCUUGAUGCGUCGGGGUGUACAGGAAAAGGAUCAAAAUGUAGUGCGAAGGACGCAGGGUCGCAGCCAGUCGGCCUGAACCUCGGCUUCCAAGACAUGAAGAUGGCCAUCAACUGGACUUACUCAAACAUCGACUCAUUUGGCGGGGACCCUUCCAAGAUUACGAUCUGGGGCCAAUCAGCCGGCGCCUUCGGCGUGGGUGCGCAGCUGGUGGGCUCACCGGGCAGACCUCUAGCGAGCGGUCAAGCUCAGUCUUCCUCCAACCCGCCUCGCCCACUCUUUCGUGCCGCCAUCUUCCAGAGUGGCGCUCCCUCUGGAUACGCCCUCGCUCUCCCGUCCGACCGCGACCUCAGCUGGCAGCAGACGCUCACGAAUCUCAAGUGCGGCGACGCUGCAGGUGGGGCCCAAGGAAGGCUCAAUUGCGUGCGCAACGUGCCCUGGCAGGCGCUCCGUAACGAGAGUCUGGCUCUGUCCGCCGCGGGAUCCUUUGCCACUGAUGGACCUUACGUGCUCGGUGGCUACCCAUGGUCUCCGGUAGCUGACGGCGGGGCUCGGCGGGGCGGCUUCUUUGACCAAGCAGCAAGCCAGAUUCUUCAGCAAGGCGACUUUGCGCAGGUACCCAUCAUCACAGGCAACAACCUAGAUGAAGGCACCAUCUUUGUCCCUCACCAAUUCACCACGCCUACCCAAUUCGAGCGUUGGGUGCGCGAAGUCUACUUCCAGUCCUCCAACGUCACGGCACAAGACAUGGCCUACGAAGUGAUCUCCGCCUCAUACUCCGACGUUCCCGCUUUGGGGAGUCCCUACAGCCCUGCAAAUGGAAAUGCAUCGGAUCGCUUCUGGCCGGGGGAGGAUAAUCAGUAUAAACGCUGCGCAUCCUUCUACGGGGACAUGCGGUACCACAGCAACAGGCGCUUCCUCCUCCAGCAAGGAUUGGAAAGCAAGAAGACGCCAGCUGCUUGGACGUAUCUCUUUCAGGAUCGCCCCGUGCAUGCAGCUGUUGACUUGGGAGUUCCACACAGCUCUGACCUGGACAUUGCCUUUGGCUUCCGACCCAGCACGCUCAAUGCAGUCGUGGCGGGCCAGUACGCGAGCUUUGCGACCAAUCUGGACCCCAACGGCAAAGGACUGCCGGUGUGGCCCAAGUACGACACAAAGGGGAAGAUGAUGUUGAGCUACAAUGAUGGAGAAAGAACAGAUACGAUUAUUGAUGACUACAGGGAGGAGCAGAUGGACGCGUUGAACUCUGUGCUGGUCAGGGCGGUGACGAACAGGUGAGCGUAAGAGAGGCGCUUCCGUUCUUCGACAUACAGCAAGUCAACAAGCAGUGGACACGCAUCGAGUCUACCGACGCCUUGCGCAUCCUCGGCCUACCAAAUUAUCAACGCUAGCAAACUGUCCCGCCAACCUUCUCGAAUGCUUGCAACUUCUCGCUUGCUCUGCCGUUGCUCCCCCUCCACACUUUGUACAUUGCUCCCUCCACCGCACGCUCCUUCACGCAAGCCAGUCGGCCUUUGUACAUAUUUGAAUCUCUAGAUGCUCUUGACGUUGAUUG
Molecule: messenger RNA, 2384 nt
Organism: Jaminaea rosea
Lineage: Eukaryota; Fungi; Basidiomycota; Exobasidiomycetes; Microstromatales
Product: alpha/beta-hydrolase
Exons: 3
Coding region: 131-2107 (658 amino acids)
Source: RefSeq, a predicted model, not a curated record